Melanotaenia boesemani (Boeseman's rainbowfish) is the source of this 1119-nucleotide messenger RNA. It is a transcript of the gene pdzd11, whose product is annotated as PDZ domain containing 11. Gene Ontology annotation, biological process: maintenance of epithelial cell apical/basal polarity; protein localization to basolateral plasma membrane; neurotransmitter secretion. Gene Ontology annotation, cellular component: basolateral plasma membrane; cell-cell junction; synapse. NCBI's taxonomy places the organism in Eukaryota, Metazoa, Chordata, Actinopteri, Atheriniformes, Melanotaeniidae. Bases 84 to 512 code for a protein of 142 amino acids. The record is from RefSeq and is a predicted model, not a curated record. The transcript has 6 exons. Gene Ontology annotation, molecular function: protein binding.
UGAUGAGCUGAAAGGUGUAAGCUAAGAAUGAGUAGAAGAAGUGCUAACUCCUAGCUUUCAGACUGGCCGGUUUUUCUGUCAUAAUGGAUCAGAAAAUUCCCUAUGAUGACUACCAGCUUCCAGUGGUAUUUCUGCCUUCUUAUGAGAACCCACCAGCAUGGAUACCACCACAGGAGCGGGUUCAUCAUCCUGACUACAACAAUGAGCUCACCCAGUUCUUGCCUCGUACCAUUGUGUUAAAGAAGCCUCCAGGAGCACAGCUGGGUUUCAACAUCCGUGGAGGCAAAGCGUCGCAGUUAGGAAUUUUUAUAUCCAAGGUGGUCCCAGAUUCAGAUGCUCACAGGGCAGGUCUGCAGGAGGGAGACCAGGUCCUCUCUGUGAAUGAUGUAGAUUUCCAAGACAUAGAGCACUCUAGGGCUGUGGAGAUUCUGAAGACUGCUCGAGAAAUUGUGAUGAGGGUUCGCUUCUUUCCUUACAAUUACCAAAGGCAAAAGGAGAGAACAGUACACUAGGUGGCAGCAGAAAGAGGAAAAAGACCUACAUUCUGUCACUAGACGUCAUCAACUUUCUCCCACAGACUCCGGCCUCCGUUCUGACUCAAUGUCAAGAUAACAAAUGUAUGACUAACAAUCAAAUUCAGUCUUCCAUGUAAGGAAAAUGAACUGUUGCAGACCUAAAACCAGUUGUGCAUGCGAUCUGUGAUCCUCUACGAUACAAGAUGGCUUCAGAAUGUUUUCACAAUAGGUUUUGCUGUUUCUUUGCAGAUGGAAAAUAUGAGCAGAACCUUGAAUAUGGAUACUUACAUAAUGUGGUAAUGAUAACACUUUCUGGUCUGGAGAAGCAUUUAAGGCAUUUGAAUACUUAAAUAGUCCCUGUUAACUAUGCCUGUAGCUUUUUUUUUUUUUUUUUUUAAGCUGUGGACUUGUAAGAAGUUCAGAUAAGCAUUAAUGUGCUUUUUGCACAUUUGACACUGAUAUAGACAAAUAUUUUAUUACACUGACACAGUAGGUACAAAGACAGUCCAGUCUUAUAUACUGUAAUAACAAAUAAUCAUGCAAGACUUCUGGUAAAUUUUAAGUUUUACUGACAUAAGAAUUUAUUGUACUUGAUUACUUUUUU